Messenger RNA from Brassica napus (rape), 1554 nucleotides. Its product is annotated as U11/U12 small nuclear ribonucleoprotein 35 kDa protein. The transcript is spliced from 5 exons. Gene Ontology annotation, biological process: mRNA splicing, via spliceosome. The record is from RefSeq and is a predicted model, not a curated record. Lineage: Eukaryota; Viridiplantae; Streptophyta; Magnoliopsida; Brassicales; Brassicaceae. Gene Ontology annotation, cellular component: precatalytic spliceosome; U12-type spliceosomal complex. Gene Ontology annotation, molecular function: mRNA binding; snRNA binding. The coding region runs from base 629 to 1027 and encodes 132 amino acids.
GUUCCACACAUGAGCUUUGCAGGAGUUAUUGCAACCUAACUGCCCCCAAAGAGUUUGGCAAGAGUUGCAUUCCAAGUUCUAAUUACAGAUAUAUGUAUAAAUUUCUCAUAACACAUUAUAAAGUCUCUCUAACUUUCAAGCUAUGUUUGUUUUCUUGUCUUUCUCCAGAGAGGGGGGGAGUGAGAUUAUAUGAUAGAAAUAAAUACUUUGCAUUUUUAACUCCAAUUCACACCACAUUCAGGUUAUAUUGGGCCUCAUGGGCCUUAAAUUGAAACGACGGCGUUUACUUGCUCUCCUAUAGUUUUUCAAAACUAGCCGGAGCCACCGUGAGAGAGAAGAGAAGAAGGAGAAUGAGCGGCGGAGGAAACAACAACGUAGUGAACAACAAGCCGGAAGUAUCGACGGAACCGACGUUGCUCCACAUGAUAACGGCGUUCGUCGAGCUCUCCUCUGUUACAACGCCGGCCUAUAUGACCCUUCUGGAGAUUCGAAAGCAGCUGGAGAUCCUUACUGUACGUUGUUCGUGGGUCGAAUCUCGCAUCUUACGACGGAGGAGACUCUUCGUGAGGUAAAGAGUCUGUGUUGUGUUCGUGACGUUAGAGUUGUUUAAGAUGAUUCUUUACAGGCUAUGAGUAGAUACGGCAAAGUUAAGAGCUUGCGCUUGGUCAGACACAUUGUGACGGGUGCUUCACGAGGAUAUGCUUUUGUGGAGUAUGAGACUGAGAAGGAGAUGCGUCGUGCUUACGAGGAUGCUCAUCAUUCAUUUAUUGAUGGCCGAGAGAUUAUUGUGGAUUAUAAUAGGCAGCAGUUGAUGCCUGGAUGGAUACCAAGAAGAUUAGGAGGUGGACUUGGUGGUAGGAAAGAAUCUGGACAACUUCGUUUUGGAGGACGAGAUAGACCCUUCCGUGCUCCCUUGUAUGGUGUUUGCCUUUGCUCUCCUCUUCCUUUUAGCAAACGUCAUAAACACAGGCGUUCUCAUCAUCAUCUAGUCGAGAUAUUCAUUCUUCUGACUGAAUCUUAUUAUUAAGGAUCAGUGAGAGAGAUCGCCUAGUUUCCCCCAAGAGUCCCAUGAUCUUGAGGGUUUCAUCACCUGACUGUGAAAAGCAGCGGUAGAUAGUUUCUAGUAGUAUUUGACAAUGGAACUUGUUGUUCAUUAGGCUAGUUGUUGUAUUUGACCAUCAUGGAUUUUGGAACUAAUUGUUUUUUCUUCUAAGAAGGAAGUUCUUUUUGUUUGUUUGGGGAAUGAUUGUGCUGAGAAUUCUCAUGAUACAUAGUGUAAUUUCACGAGUUUAGUGAUCUGAGAGGUUAAUAAUGCAAAGUAGUUUGAGAGUGUUUCAUGUUGCAUAGUAAGCUUGGCCCUGAAAUCUCAAUCACAUUUUGAACUAUAAUAAGUAACAACUCAACGAUCAAGUCUAACAUAAAUAUGAACAAGUACGAUUAACAAUAGUCAGUGUUAUGCUAUUAAAAGCUGACAGUGCCGACUAUUCAAGACAAGGAUAAGAAUCAGGUCUGCUUUGUUCUCAUAUUGUAGAACCAAUGAAUACACUCUUACAA